Messenger RNA from Dujonia railenensis, 1062 nucleotides. NCBI's taxonomy places the organism in Eukaryota, Fungi, Ascomycota, Pichiomycetes, Serinales, Debaryomycetaceae. The record is from the annotation of a GenBank genome assembly.
AUGUCGUUUGUCACUAUUACAACCACGUCACAGCCUCAUGUAGGGGGCCAUCACCACAAGCAUAAGAGAGAACACGCUAUAAUUACCAAAACGAUUGAGGGAUACUUAGUCGGUAGAGGAGACUCCACCACAGAAACCGAAGACUCGCUUCCCACGUAUUCUUCGAACUCAUCCACUACUAUGAGUUCUUAUAGUACAUCAUCAUCAUCUUCAUCUGUAUCUAGUAGUUACUAUUACUCUAUAAGUGAAAUACCGAACACUCAAACUAACGCGGCCAAGAACUCCGCGCAAUACGACCCGUACUUAUAUAGAACUGACCUCCCAAAUAAUAUUCUCUUUGUUAUAAUAGGAUCUAUCAUAGGAUUGAUAUUACUAGUGAUCAUUGCCAUCAGAAGUGUCAAAAAAGUCUCUGCUAUGCAAAGAGCUAAAAAUGAUAGUGAAAAAUAUGAGUUUUCUCAGAAUAGUAUGUACUUACACAGUGGACUUGGAUCAUCUUGUUCAUCUAUGUUGGAUCUUUCAUCCGAAAAAAUGUCGCUUCACUCAGCAUCGAGCUAUUAUAUGCUUUCCAAGAACGCGGCAGUACUGUCUCAGUCACUGUCGGACGGUUCCAGUGAUUCAGGAGGUGCAGGAAGAGGAUACAGGAAUGCGAUCAAGAACAAUGGCAGUAGUACCACUAUUAAUAAUCUUAACACCAGUAAGAACGCUGAUAACAAAUCCAGAAGAGGCUCGAUGUUUAUUAGCCCCGUUUUGGAAGCCAUGAACCAAAGUAGGAAUAACAAUUUCGAGUACAAGUUACCAAUGUAUCAUAGAGGAGCCAUGACAGACUCAGAAGUGGGGAGCGGAUAUGGAGGUGAGUAUAGUGGAAUGUCCAGCGCGGGAUCAAUAGUUGAAGGAAGACUACUUGACAGUUUUAUAAAUAGCGGUGAAUCUCUACCAUCGGGGCAAGUAGGUAGCGUAGGAACAGAAAGUGAGACUACGCCGAAGAGAAGACCACCAAGUCUUUUGCUUGACGAUAUACUUGAUGCAUUACCAGAUUAUAGGGACGAUAUAGAAAAGUUAUAG